AUGUACCUGAAUUUCAAGGGCAUCAUAUUGCGAAAUAUUGUUGUUGUUAAGAUGCAAUCCCUAUAUUUGCCUUAUUUAAUUUUUGUGGCUACAUUCAGGGGAGUUGUCGAAGCCAAAACAGCCACCUUUAACUCCGAGCUCAGCUGCCAGGGCGCUUCUACCUUCGUCCCGUGGUCCAAUUGUGUUCCUAAUCAAGGAGUGCAAGCAAUCACCGUACCAGAAGCAGACGCCUACGUUCAAUUCUUCUGUUAUGAAUACAGGGAUGAUGAUCCAGCUUGCGAAGAAACACAAAUCACGGUGCAGUCAGGUUGUACAGAUCUGACUUACGAACGGACGAAAUGCACUUAUUGGCCCAGAAAGGUUAAUGCGACUAUUUAUUCCCAAGCCAAUUUUGAUGGCUCCCCUUCUGUACUUCCGAAUAUCGGUACACCCGAAUGCAAUGUUCUUUCGGCGACUAAUAUCAACUCUGUUGGGUCCAUUGUUGUGCCCCCCAGCUACAAUUGCACGCUAUUCACAUCACAAAGAUAUUCCAUCUCCUGGAUGGCAUGA
Messenger RNA from Aspergillus steynii IBT 23096, 549 nucleotides. RefSeq lists its product as uncharacterized. The coding region runs from base 1 to 549 and encodes 182 amino acids. The transcript has 8 exons. The record is from RefSeq and is a predicted model, not a curated record. NCBI's taxonomy places the organism in Eukaryota, Fungi, Ascomycota, Eurotiomycetes, Eurotiales, Aspergillaceae.